GUUUCCGGCUGUGUCCUGGGGCGUCUGGACGUUUUGACUUCCGAGACGCUCUAUGCACGUGGAGAGUAGGGUGGGCUUUGCCACUCUGCCCUCGCAGCCCACAUGUUCGAGGAGCCUGAAUGGGCCGGGGCGGCCCCAGUAGCCGCAGGCCUUCGGCUGGUAACCCCACAGACUCGGCCAGCGGCAGCCUCGCAAAUCAAGGGUUCCAAGCGCCGCCAGCUUUUGGCCACAUUACGGACCCUAGAAGCAGCAUCUCUUUCCCAGCAACCCCCUGGUAGCCCACCUGGCAGUGACUAUGAGGAGGAGGAAGUUGUAGAACAGAAGAAACAACUGCCAAAGGCCUUGUUUGCCAAUUCCUCUGCUAAAGGAGGGGAAAAAAGGAAGAAAAAACGUCCAAAACAGGGCCCACCUUGCAGUGAUUCUGAGGACAAGGAAUUAGAAAGGAAGAAGUGUCACAAAGAAGUUUUUGACAAAGAUUCUGCUGAAGAGAAGAGAAAGAGGAAACACCAAAAACAGACUUCUUCAAACCCAACCCAACACCUGGACAGUGUUGACCAAACAGACCACGAAGCCUGGAAGAGUAGUGCUACAAAUAACCUGCCCAAGCCAAGCCUUGGGUCUCCUUCUCCUAAACACCCGCGUACCUUGAGCCGCAAGCAGUGGCGGAAUCGGCAAAAGAAUAAGCGGAAACACAAGAACAAAUUUCGUCCACCUCCAGCACCAGACAAGCUUCCUGCCAAGGACUCCACAGAGGACACAGAGGUGCCUCCUGCCCCCACGCCAAACAGCCAAGAGACUCGGGCAGGAGCCCUACGAGCCCGCAUGGCCCAGCGGCUGGAUGGCGCCCGAUUUCGCUACCUCAAUGAACAGCUGUACUCGGGGCCCAGCAGUGCUGCACAGCGUCUCUUUCAGGAAGACCCUGAGGCUUUCUUUCUCUACCAUCGUGGCUUCCAAAGCCAAGUGAAGAAGUGGCCACUGCAGCCAGUAGACCGCAUUGCCAGGGAUCUUCGCCAGCGGCCUGCAUCCCUAGUGGUGGCUGACUUUGGAUGUGGAGAUUGCCGUCUGGCUUCAAGUAUCCGGAACCCUGUGCACUGCUUUGACUUGGCCUCUCUAGAUCCCAGGGUCACUGUGUGUGACAUGGCCCAGGUGCCUCUGGAGGAUAAAUCUGUGGAUGUGGCUGUAUUUUGCCUUUCACUGAUGGGAACCAACAUCAGGGACUUCCUGGAGGAGGCAAAUCGGGUAUUGAAGCCAGGGGGUCUUCUGAAAGUGGCUGAGGUUAGCAGCCGCUUUGAGGAUGUUCGGGCCUUUCUGGGGGCUGUGACCAAACUGGGCUUCAAGGUCAUCUCCAAGGACCUGAGGAACAGUCACUUCUUCUUGUUUGAUUUUGAAAAGACUGGGCCCCCUCGGGUAGGGCCCAAGGCUCAACUUUUAGGCCUGAAACUUCAACCAUGCCUCUACAAGCGCAGGUGACCUCUGGACACUCCCUGAAAGGGGAGGCAGGUUCAGAACUCUCAAGACUGAAUCCAGCCAAGCUGUGAGCCACGACCUAGUAUUGCCUUCCCUCUGUCCCAAGAACAAAGUAUGAUAAAACCCCUGUCACAGCUCUAAGUGAAGUCUUCUCAGUUACAAGGAACAUAACAUCCCUUGGGCAAGCUAAAGAAUAAGAAAUUUGCUGUGAGAAAAGGAAGAUAUCUGAGGAAUAUAGAUCUUUAGACCUCAUGAAAACUAGUUGGUUUGGAAUUGAAGGUUCUCUGGAUUUGGCUCUUCUUUCCAUCUCAGAAGGCACUUGGGCUUUUUGUCCUGAUCUCUCCACUGUGCUCUUUUCUGAUCUGUACUGACCAGCCUCUGCUCACUUCUGUCCUCUCAGCUUUAGUCUGCCAAGGCCUUCAAGACUGCAGACAGGUAGCCUGUCUGUCAUGGCAAUUACAAUCUUGGCCUACUAUUUACAGCUGGAAGUCAUGUAGUCUCUGAUUAUCACAUUUCUCUCUUGGAAAAUGCUAAAAUUUCUGUCUUACAGCAUUGUUGUCUGGGUUAACUGAGGAGGUCUAUAGCCAGGACUGGAAACAUAGAAGGUGCUCAAUAAACUAACUCUAUUAUA
This is a messenger RNA of Marmota flaviventris (yellow-bellied marmot), 2098 nucleotides long. It is a transcript of the gene Rrp8, whose product is annotated as ribosomal RNA processing 8. Lineage: Eukaryota; Metazoa; Chordata; Mammalia; Rodentia; Sciuridae. The record is from RefSeq and is a predicted model, not a curated record. Gene Ontology annotation, biological process: rDNA heterochromatin formation; regulation of transcription by glucose; cellular response to glucose starvation. Gene Ontology annotation, molecular function: methyltransferase activity. Gene Ontology annotation, cellular component: rDNA heterochromatin; nucleolus; chromatin silencing complex.